Molecule: messenger RNA, 2733 nt
Organism: Spea bombifrons (plains spadefoot toad)
Lineage: Eukaryota; Metazoa; Chordata; Amphibia; Anura; Pelobatidae
Gene: ACOX3
Product: acyl-CoA oxidase 3, pristanoyl
Exons: 18
Coding region: 107-2227 (706 amino acids)
Biological process (GO): lipid homeostasis; fatty acid beta-oxidation using acyl-CoA oxidase
Cellular component (GO): peroxisome
Molecular function (GO): fatty acid binding; FAD binding; pristanoyl-CoA oxidase activity
Source: RefSeq, a predicted model, not a curated record
UGUACUCCUGCCCCAGUGCUGGCUGUCACUCUGUUACUCCGAGCACCUUGUGCUGCAGUUCAGUGUCUGCUGUCGGUGAGCUGGGUGCUUGGGUCAUUUCUUUGCCAUGUACUCUCCGAGAUCAGCUGCUGGACAUGAACAGAGCCCUGCUGAUGCUCUGCUGCCAGACCUGCCUCGCGGGCCGCUCUCUGAAUACCGGAGAAAGGCUUCCUUCAAUUGGAAGGAGAUGGUGAUGUUUUUGGAGGAUGAAGAUCUUAUCUUGUUUAAGAAAAAAAUCUUUUCCGCCCUUGAAAAUGACCCACUUUUCUACCGGCAACCCGGGGAAGACCUGCCCUUGGAGAAGUAUCGGGAGCUAACAUUUCGGAGAUGCAAGAGGAUUUUUGAAUACGACUUCUUGACUUUUCAGGAGACCAUGGAGAAGCCAAUAAAACUUCUGGUCCUCAUAAACUGCUUGGGCAUGUACGAUUGGUCCCUUGGCGCAAAAUAUUUCCUAAAUACUCAGGUAUUUAGUGGUGCUGUUGGAAAUGGCGGCUCUGAGCGGCAUCAAGCGUUUCUCAAUCAAACCAAAAAUAUGGAGAUUUUUGGAUGUUUUGCAUUGACUGAACUUAGUCACGGGAGCAAUACCAAGGCUAUCCGAACAUCCGCGACCUUUGAUGCAUCUACUAAGGAAUUUGUGUUAAAUACUCCGGAUUUCGAGGCUGCCAAGUUCUGGGUUGGUAACAUGGGGAAGAACGCCACACAUGCGGUUGUAUAUGCGCAGCUCUACACCUCGGAUGGACGUUGUCAUGGUUUACAUUCUUUUGUUGUGCAGAUCCGUGACCCAAAAACUCUUCUUCCCAUGCCAGGAGUGAUGGUGGGUGACAUUGGAAAGAAACUUGGCCAGAACGGUUUAGACAAUGGAUUUGCCAUGUUCUACAAUGUCCGAAUUCCCCAGGAAAACCUCCUGAACCAAACUGGUGACAUUACAUCUUCUGGGGCCUACACAAGUAAAUACAAGGAUCCCAAGCAGCGUCUGGGUGCAUCUCUUGGAACCUUGUCUAGUGGUAGAGUUUCUAUUAUUGGGAUGGCGGUAGUAAACCUGAAGCUUGCAAUAUCCAUAGCCAUUCGAUUUUCCGCCACACGCCGUCAGUUUGGACCGACUGAAAAGGAGGAAAUACCCGUCCUUGAAUACCAGCUGCAGCAAUGGCGUCUGAUCCCUUACCUGGCUGCCACUUAUGCACUUGACCAUUUUUCGAAAAUCUUCUUUAUGAAUUUAAUCGAGCUUCAUGCUGGUAUUCUAAUGAAGGACAAAAGCCAGAGACAGGCCGAACUUGGCAAGGAAAUCCACGCCUUGUCUUCUGCCGGUAAGCCUUUGGCAUCCUGGACUGCACAGCAAGGGACACAAGAAUGCCGAGAAGCUUGCGGGGGUCAUGGAUAUCUAGCCAUGAACAGAUUAGGAGACAUCCGGAAUGACAACGAUCCAAACUGCACGUAUGAAGGAGACAACAAUGUUCUGCUUCAGCAAACCAGCAACUAUUUACUGAGCUUGGUUCAUUCCGUACACGAAGAUAAAAUAACUCUGGAGUCGCCUCUUGGAUCGAUCAACUUUCUUAAUGACUUCAAAACCAUUUUGGGCCAAAAGUUCACAGCAAAAACAAUUGAAGAAUGUCUGGACUGUGCAGUUCCACUGGCGGCGUACAGAUGGCUUGUUUGCUACCAUCUCCGUGAGAGCUAUGCCAAAUUGGGGCAUGAGAAGGAAAAAACACAUUAUGACUUUGAUGCAAGAAACAACAGCCAGGUCUAUUACUGCCGUUCUCUAUCCUUAGCAUUUAUUGAACUUACAGUACUACAGAAGUUCUAUGAGCAUACUCAUGAUCCAAGCACGCCCGUCACUCUCCAGCCUGUCCUAAAGAAUCUGUGUGCUCUGUACGGUCUGUGGUCACUCAGUAAACAUUUGGCCGUCCUCUACCAAGGUGGCUAUUGUUCUGGUGAAGUGCCUGGCAGAAUCAUACAGGGGUCCAUUCUGGAGCUGUGCGCCAAGCUGAAAGACGAUGCUGUCGCUCUGGUAGAUGCCAUUGCUCCUCCAGACUUCAUUUUAAAUGCACCUAUUGGCAAAGCUGAUGGAGAGUUGUAUAAAAAUCUGUGGUCUACUGUCCUGCAAGGAGACAAGGUCCUUCAGAGGCCUUCGUGGUGGGCUGAAUUCUGCUCUAACAAACCUGUCAUCGGCAGCCUGAAGUCCCAGCUCUAGGCAAAUAACAUUCAUCUCGGUGCAAGGGAACUUUAGCUGUAAAGUGGUAAAUGUGGAGUAGUCCCCUUAGCGACCAAAUAAGUGUGCCUACAAAUUGUUCCAUUUUUUUCGCCAAAAUGGUUUUUAUACCCAGUCUCUUAACCGUCCACAAUGAUCUGCCACGCGCAAAGCAAUGGGACUUUAUUAUAGAUAAUUAAGUGUAAUUUGUAUUCAAAGUACUAGAUCUCUGGGUAUUCAUACAUCUUUGGAAAUUAACCCUGAAUGUAUAAUAAGUGAAAACCUGGAAAUUAAAGGAAUGAAGUCAUUGAUGAGGUGUAUAAAGACUAAAUGCCUUUUUGUUACUUGUGCCAUGUAAGUUGUAAUUAACAGUAAGGCUUGUUAUAACAAAGUGUUUGUUUUCUGAUAUGUUUCUACCAUGGUCCGUUAUUAACACGAUUAUUUUACGAGCCAGUCAAUGCCUAUGGCAAAAAAUCAUUCUAAUUAAAGCUGAAUUCAUAACAGCAGCA